Molecule: messenger RNA, 1782 nt
Organism: Anoplophora glabripennis (Asian longhorned beetle)
Lineage: Eukaryota; Metazoa; Arthropoda; Insecta; Coleoptera; Cerambycidae
Exons: 8
Coding region: 13-1782 (589 amino acids)
Biological process (GO): potassium ion transmembrane transport; stabilization of membrane potential
Cellular component (GO): membrane
Molecular function (GO): potassium ion leak channel activity
Source: RefSeq, a predicted model, not a curated record
UUAAUAUCGAACAUGCGUACUUUACUGUAUUUGUUGUUAAUAUCCUCUUUACUAUCUUUCUUCGUAAGCUCACGGAAAAGGGGCAUAUUUUCCGAAUUAGAUAUAAAACUGUUCACUGGCUUCUCGUGUGGCAAGAAAGAACACUCUUUUGUAACCAUAGAACACUGGACCGUUGUGGAAAAUAAGUUUACUGUAAAUGCUACCAUCACUGUUCUAGAAGAUAUACAUUCGCCUCUGACCGCAAAAUGUGAAGUGUAUAAAUGCUUUUCAAGAGAAAGCCCGGACAACUGCGAAAUAUUCCGUAUCGUGGAAAAGAAAGAUUUCUGCAAAUUUGUUCAACUAUCUCCUUCACACAAAUAUUUGUUUGAUAGAUUUGAGCCGAAAGUCCCUUGUCCCAUUUUGAAGGGUUAUUGGUAUGGAAAUAACUAUUUUAUGGGCUACUUUGCCCCAGUUAUAAAUAAAGGGACCAAAAGAAAGUGUGAGAGCUUGAAAAUCAGAACACAAAAUAGCAAAAGCAAGAAAAAAGAUGUUGAAGAGAAGAUUGUGGAACCAGAACCUCCGUACACCGUUCGAGGGCAUCAACUAAUCGACAUGGAGUACAUGGCACAAAGCAUGCACUUGUCUAUUUACAAAGAACUUUCACAACGACUGAAUGUGCUUUACGAGAAAAAUUGGACCAGGCUGGUAACAGAACAACUAAAGAGGUUCGAAAGGGCCGUAGUGGAGUCGGGAAAAAUGGAUGGGUCUUCCUCCUCCAUUGGGCCUCAUUGGAGCUUCGGGGAGGCGUUGUUAUAUUCUGUCACUCUACUCACCACAGUGGGUUAUGGCAAGCUAUCCCCAAAAACAGCCUUGGGAAAGGUGGUAGCAAUGAUCUACGCAAUAGUGGGGGUUCCCCUAAUGCUAAUCCUCCUGUCCGCCCUUGGCAGCGUGUUGGCCUCAGGGGCAAGAAAAGGCUAUUCGAAGCUAUGCUGCAAACACGAGCACAAAUCGAAGAUCAAAAGUCCUUCCGUGGGAUACCACAAGGCCCCUGCCAGUCCUUCGGGAAAGCACUUCUGCAAAACACACGAAGACACAGCUUCGAUCCAGAUCGCCUCGAGCCACAGCACCCCCAACCACACCGCCGGUUGCAAGCCCAACCACCAGUACAUCGAACACCAAGAAGUGCCAAAGCGGGCCAUCUUAGCCACCGUACGGUCAAGCCACAUGAGGGGCCGCUGCAGACAAGGCCCCGUUAGGCAAAUGCUAGCCGACCCCCCCAUGGCCGUGUGCCCCACGCAUUCGCACGGCACCCCCGUCAAGAACACUCUCAACAGUUCCAUCGUCGGGAUAUCGACUUCUGAUCUGGACGACACUGACGACACAGAUGAAAACGAACACAUCUGCACCCACGACACGCCGUCCAGGAUCCCCCUGAUCUGGCGUCCUCCUGAGGGUCGUCAUUCCCCCACGCCGCCCCCCUCACAAACACCGUCAGUGCCUGCCAUCCUAGUGCUAGUCAUCUUCGUAUCGUAUGUGUGCACCGGCGCCGCCGCCUUCUCCUCGGCCAGCGGCUGGAGCUUCCUGGACGCCAUCUACUUCUGCUUCACGGCCCUCUCCACCAUAGGGGUGGGCGACCGGCUGCUCCAGAGCUCCGAGCUGCAGGCGCAGAUGCAGCUGUUCGCGUGCUGCCUGUACCUCUUCCUCGGGCUGGUGGUGGUGGCCAUGUGCUUCAGUCUGGUGCACGAGGAACUCACCGUUAAGUGCAAGCAGGUGGCGAACAAUAUGGGACUGCUGCGGCGUUAG